This is a messenger RNA of Ostreococcus tauri, 480 nucleotides long. RefSeq names its product unnamed product. The record is from RefSeq and is a predicted model, not a curated record. The coding region runs from base 1 to 480 and encodes 159 amino acids. NCBI's taxonomy places the organism in Eukaryota, Viridiplantae, Chlorophyta, Mamiellophyceae, Mamiellales, Bathycoccaceae. The transcript has a single exon.
AUGGCGAACGCCUCACUCGAGCUCGAGGGCGUGGAUGAUUUGUGCAUCCCGACCUCAGUGGACGAUCCAGACUUGCGUAAGGCGCUGAAAGCGAAGCGUGCCAUGGCGCUCGACGCGUCGAAGGAACGCGUCGCAGCGGCACUCGAAGAUGUCGCGGACAUUCGCGCAGAUUUUGAAAAGCUCGCCAACGCCGAUAGGUAUUUCGGCUCGUCGUUGGCGCAAUAUCCCGACGACGGCCCGCUGUUCAAAAGUCUCACGUUCGGACGGUUCAGAGACGCAUUUUCCAGGGCGGCUAAGUUGUUCGUGACCGAUAUCAAGGCGAAGGAGACGCUUAUUAAAACUCUCAUCGAUCGAGGGGAAAACUCCAAACUCGAUCGAGAAGACGCGUUGGUCAUCAUCAGCGCCUACGCGCUCGACCCUCUGAUCGAUCAAGAGGCCCUGGACGAGUUCGAUGCGCUCAUCAUUCGCGGCGAGUUAUAA